Messenger RNA from Dermacentor andersoni, 3353 nucleotides. RefSeq names its product venom allergen 5-like. The record is from RefSeq and is a predicted model, not a curated record. NCBI's taxonomy places the organism in Eukaryota, Metazoa, Arthropoda, Arachnida, Ixodida, Ixodidae.
UACUGACCAUACUGUAACGCGAUAGCGUUAAGGGCCCCGAGUCGCAGAAAAUCCGGCGUCGGCGUCCGGCUUCCAGAGUCGGACGUAGCUUCGGCAGAAAGAAUUUGGAACCAUGCAUAGCCGACCUCCCAGGUCGUCCAUGUGGCGUAAGGAAAUUGCUGAAAUAAGGAAAUUUCUCAAGCUGACAUACGUAGAAAAAUCGUAAAGCUCGACUUACAUACAACCUACAGACGUGAUGGCGUCGGAUUGUAAUUUGAAUAUACGAAAAAGCAUAAUUAUGUUACGCGGGAACUCAAAUAUAAAUCACUUUUAACGUGAUAGCGUUUUCCAGGUGCCUCUUGAGGUCUGUCAUAGCAAGAGCGGCACGGCCCCCUCGGUUCUGCGCACACCAUCCAAAAAAAAAAAAGAACCACGAAGCUCGCCUUCGUGCAAAGCGUUCGCCACCAGCGUUUCCCGGUGAACAUCACGGUUAUGCAUAAGCUGCAGUUGCCGGAAAACGUGAGAAGCACUCGGGGAUCGUUUAAUGCUAUCGCGUUCCCCUCUUAAAGGCGAAGCUGAAGCGUCCUCCCAAUAUUUAUCUCAUGCCGCUGAUUUUUAAGACAAGGAAAACAGAAAUUACAUUUCAACUCGCGCUACCGAUAACCUCGCCAACCAUUCUAUCUUUUGGGGUGAGUUCACUGGGACCAAGCCACAGGGCUGCUUUUCUCACAGUUUACAGUUUUUUUAGAUACACAAAAAGAAUACCUUGCGUAAUUUCUAAAAUUAUAAAGUAAACCCUAUUAAUUGACUUCCAUAUGUUAAAUUAUUUUAUCUCUAAAUUCUUAGCAAUAUUUAUUUCAUUUGUAAAUUACUAGUAUAUCUCUUAACCCCCGCUCUGCCAUGGGAAUUUAGUUUUUUUUUUCUACUUCUAAUAAGCAUACUUGAAACCACCUGCUUCUUGGCCAGUCCCCCGUGGUGGUUAUGCGCCAGUAUUUGAAUACAAGACAAGACGAAAGGUCGAAGGUACCGGGGUUCUGUCGUGGCCAAGGAAAGACGACGACGCAGGAAGCCAGGGUAGGAACGAGUGUCGCUUUAUUCGAGAGUGCCUCUGCUUUUAUCGCAUUGACGGUCCUACGUCAUAGGCAUGUGCUGAACAGAUAACUGAUACCGCGACCGGUUUCCUCCGUUUCACGUCUACACAUCGACCAGCACCUUGUUUUCUUCUUCAACCAGCCCACGGUGAAAUCACCAUUUGGCCUGUGCGCCUGUGUGGAUUAAGUGCGCUUAGCAUUGGGUGCAAGUUAAAGAACCAGAAGUGGUCAAUAUAUAUUCGAAGCCCCCACCCCUUCCCGCUACGGCGCGCCUCAUAAUCAGACGUUGGCUUUGGCAACUAAAACCCCUAUUCCGUGGCAAGGCUGCCGGCAUCAUCGCCAUCAUUCAUCAGCGGGCUCGCGCUACGCAUUCUCGCUCCUGCACAAGCCAGCGGCACGCGCUAUACUACAGCGAAGAUGGAACGCGCUACGCCGGCACUUGUCUGGCUCUGGUUCUCGCCGCUCGUCGUCGUCCUGGGUACGAAGAACUGCAAGCCCCCGUACAACGCUACGCACACCAUGUGCAUGGAGCCGUACCAGAAAUGCACCACGUACUACAGCGAGACGGCGCUUUCGAACGUGACCGUCCUGUGGAUACACAACCACUACCGCAGCUAUGUCGCGCUGGGCCAGCUGGCCAACUUCCCGCCGGCCGCCGACAUGCUCCAGCUGCGCUGGGACGACGACCUGGCCGAAGUGGCCGAUGCCCGUGGACGCCGCUGCGUCGGGAGCGCGGGGAUAUCAUUCACCGACUACUACGAGCAGCGGUGGACGGCCGACUUCCCCCGGGUGGGCCAGAACCUGCUGGCUCAGCGCAGCAAGAACGCGACGCCGGCCGUUACGUGGGAGCACGUGGUGCGGGACUGGUUCCACCAGUUCCCCGACUACCCGACAGACCAAGUUGGCAGCCACCAGAGACCGAAAGGCACCGACGCGUUCAGCCAGGUGGUCUGGGCGCGCACUUACGCCGUCGGGUGCAGCUACACGCGGAGCGAGGUGCCGGCUCUGGCGCCCGAGAGCAAGGUGUUCCUCUACGUCUGCAACUACGGACCCCAGGGCGGCGAGGUCGGCAAGCCGCUCUACCAGGCCGGCGCACCGUGCUCGCGCUGUCCCGAGGACACGGUGUGCGACCCGUCCGCGGGACUCUGCGUGAUGCAGGGGGACAAGCCGGGCGCGGACCCGCCUCCGGUCACGACGGCCUCGUCGCCGAUCUUAAUGGUGCCUCCUCCUCAAGCACGUGACUCUGCUCCCGCGGCGGUCGCCGUAGCGGUCGCUCCUGCGCUCGCCGCAGCCUUAGCGGCCGUCCACAGGUGGCGCCACGGUGCUGCCUGACGGCGACCACCCAAUGCAAUGGCACACGGCGACGAACCUUUUUCUAUAUUUUACCAUUUCUACCAUUUUACCAUUUCUACCGAACUGCAGUGCCAUUCUUGCCAUUCUCGCGACGUGCCUCGCAGGUGCGGCUGGGAGAAAGAGCACCGCUUCGAGUUGCUGGCCGGCGCUACGCAGAAUACUUGGGCGCGUGUGCGAUGUCUAAAACCGCGCACAGGUUCUUCGGAUGUUCUGGCGAAACCGUAGUUCAUUUUUUCUUCGUAUUCUUUAAUAUCGUACGCACAUUACAUACACUUUGUGAUAUUCGAAGUAAUUUUCUUCAUUUCGCGGCGAGCUUUCCCGUUAAUAAUUUUGUAAUUGUAAGUAAACCUUCGUGAUGGGGAAAAAAAGUCUGCGUGCUUUUGUUACUACGCUCCGCCAACUCUUUUGUACAGGCUUUUUGUACGACGAGUGGGGGCUUUUUCACAAGCGCAGCGAUAAAACUGGCACUCUGUGUACGCUCCCAGAUAAUCCAUUCGCAAGACACGGCCGUGCAAACUGCACUGUCGUGUUUGGCUGGAGAAUGGGCUUGCAUCUGUAGCCCCGCCUGUACUACUUUUACAGAUGUACCGGUAGCCAGCUCUGCUCUCUAGGGAACUACGCAGUGAAAUAACAAAUCGAACUUAUAUAUACUCACUGCUACAAAUAUAUGUGUGACUUCAAACGCGUAAUUCCUUCAAUAGAACUGAGUUUUUGACGCCUUCUUUCCCGGACUUUGGCGCGUUGGUUUGUUCGGUUUCUCGCUGGGUAAGAUAACCGUAACUGUGUUAAAAUGCCCCCGAUAGGAAAUUAACUAGGCUGCAGCAAACGCCGUCAAAAUAAAUGACGUCAAGGCUUGCGGGUGCAGGAUCGAUCAUGACGGUGGCGUCGCCAUCCGUCUUUCUUACCUCUCUUCUGGCUCAAAAAGAAAAA